CUGUCAAAUUAACCGACGUGACGUUUCUAGUCAAGUCAUCCGCAAAUGACCGUAACAUUUACUUUUAAAAUACAACUAAAUUAUUUAAUGUUUAUGUGGUAGGUAAACAAGUCAAUAAAAUUCCAAAAGAAACAAAAAAAUAUAUAUAACUUCAAAAUAAUAAUCUUCUAUAAUAAACAGACAUGCAAGAUGUCAGGAAAAGAAGCAAAAAUGCUGAUAAGUCCGAAAGGGAUAAUUCCAAAGUAAAUAACGAUAUUGUUGUUAAUAACAACGAAGCACCGACAUCAAGAAGAAACAUAUCACUGCGAGUUAUCUCCCGAGUCGUUGUAAUAUUUUCUCUACUGAUAAUAGUGUACUUUUCUUCUAAAAAUGACAACUUCAAAACCUUUGCUAAACAAUCUGAAUUGUUGCCUGGAAAAGGCUUAGUUGUAGAAUGUUCUCAAUCAUAUAGAGAAGAGGUAGAUAAAUAUGAAGGCUGUUUCCCUAAAGAGUGCAAAAGAUUUGUCACUGAUAAAGUGAUAUCAGUGAGAGAAGCUGAAGAACUGUUAGCAAUAGCUAAGAAAGGGCUUAAGUUAGGAGGAUCAUCAGGUGGAGCCUCUAUCCUGGACCUACACAGUGGUGCCCUGUCUAUGGGACAACAUUUUGUCAAUAUUUACAAACAUGAAGAUGCUAAAAAUGUAUUUAACGAAAAAGACUUCAACAUUUAUAGAGUGAUUAAAGAAAAAAUUAAAUAUGCUGUUGCACACCAUUUUGGAGUGAAUCCAAACAAAAUAUACCUGACACAUCCAACAUUUUUCUCUGAAAUCACUCCUAAAAAAGCAGUUACAGUACAUGAUGAGUACUGGCAUCCUCAUGUUGACAAGGAAACAUACAAAUCAUUUCACUACACAACACUUCUUUAUCUUGGUGAUUAUAAUAUUGACUUCAAAGGUGGAAGAUUUGUUUUUGUUGAUGAGAAGUUUAACAGAACUGUAGAACCAAGGGUAGCCCGCCUCAGUAUGUUUACUAGUGGCAGAGAGAACUUUCACUAUGUGGAAAAAGUAACAUCAGGCGUCAGAUAUGCUAUGACCAUUUCAUUUACUUGUGAUAAACAAUAUGCAAUUGAAGACCCUAGUACAAAAAAUAUAUAAAAUAACAUUCCAAACUUUAA
Helicoverpa zea (corn earworm) is the source of this 1150-nucleotide messenger RNA. RefSeq names its product 2-oxoglutarate and iron-dependent oxygenase domain-containing protein 3-like. The coding region runs from base 183 to 1130 and encodes 315 amino acids. The transcript is spliced from 4 exons. Gene Ontology annotation, cellular component: membrane. Gene Ontology annotation, molecular function: L-ascorbic acid binding; oxidoreductase activity, acting on paired donors, with incorporation or reduction of molecular oxygen; iron ion binding. The record is from RefSeq and is a predicted model, not a curated record. NCBI's taxonomy places the organism in Eukaryota, Metazoa, Arthropoda, Insecta, Lepidoptera, Noctuidae.